AUGGCCGCCGUGGGAGGCGCCUGGCUUCUGCGUGCCUCUUCCCUGGCCCUCGGUGGCGGGGCCCGUCGGUGGCUGCUUCUCGCCAGAGCCUGUGCAGGAGCCGGAGGCCUCUCAGGAAGCCAGGGGACAGGCGGGGGUGCCCAGCCGGGCCUGGGUGGUGGCAACGUGGCCACUGAGCAUGUCCGCUGUUGCAGCUCAGAAGAUAAAAUUACAGUCCACUUUCUAAACCGCGAAGGUGAAACACUAACAACCAAAGGAAAAGUCGGUGACUCUCUGCUAGAUGUUGUGAUUGAAAAUAAUCUAGAUAUUGAUGGUUUGGGUGCCUGCGAGGGAACCUUGGCUUGCUCUACCUGCCACCUCAUCUUUGAAAAGCACAUAUACGACAAGUUAGAAGCAAUCACUGAUGAGGAGAAUGACAUGCUUGAUCUGGCAUAUGGGUUAACAGAUAGAUCCCGGUUGGGCUGCCAAGUCUGCUUGACAAAGUCUAUGGACAAAAUGACUAUUCAAGCGCCCGAUGCCAUGGCUGAUGCCAGACAGUCCACUGAUGUGGGCAAGAACUCCUAA
Messenger RNA from Molossus molossus (Pallas's mastiff bat), 564 nucleotides. RefSeq names its product adrenodoxin-like. NCBI's taxonomy places the organism in Eukaryota, Metazoa, Chordata, Mammalia, Chiroptera, Molossidae. Gene Ontology annotation, molecular function: 2 iron, 2 sulfur cluster binding. Gene Ontology annotation, cellular component: mitochondrion. The record is from RefSeq and is a predicted model, not a curated record. Gene Ontology annotation, biological process: positive regulation of oxidoreductase activity; P450-containing electron transport chain.